Diospyros lotus (date-plum) is the source of this 930-nucleotide messenger RNA. RefSeq lists its product as uncharacterized. The transcript has a single exon. Gene Ontology annotation, biological process: DNA integration. Bases 1 to 930 code for a protein of 309 amino acids. The record is from RefSeq and is a predicted model, not a curated record. Gene Ontology annotation, molecular function: nucleic acid binding. Lineage: Eukaryota; Viridiplantae; Streptophyta; Magnoliopsida; Ericales; Ebenaceae.
AUGCCACUGAACAUAAUGCUUGAAGUUAAACUUUUUGAUGUUUGGGAUAUAAAUUUCAUGGGACCAUUUGUUUCUUCAUUUGGAAAUAAAUACAUCGUGGUUGAUGUGGACUAUGUUUCCAAAUGGGUAGAAGUGGUAUUGCCUAAGAAUGAUGCUAGAGGGGUAACCAGAUUUUUGAAAAAGCACAUCUUUACUAGGUUUAGCACUCCUAGGGCAAUUAUCAGUGAUGGAGGUUCACAUUUUUGUAACAAACAGUUUGAUGCUUUGCUUGCCAAAUAUGGGGUUACCCAUAAAGAAGCCACUGCUUAUCAUCCACAGACUAGUAGACAUGUCAAAAUUUCUAAUAGGGAGAUUAAAAGAAUAUUGGAAAAGACAGUGAUUGGGUUUAGGAAAGAUUGGUCUCAAAAGCUUGAUGAUGCAUUGUGGGCCUAUAGAACUGCAUUCAAAUCUCCAAUUGGAAUGUCUCCUUAUAAACUUGUAUUUGGUAAAGUAUGUCAUUCGCUUGUUGAACUUGAACAACAUACAUAUUGGGCUAUCAAGCAUUUAAAUUUUAAUAUGCAAGCUACAGGUGAGAAGAGACUUUUGCAAUUAAAUGAGAUUGAUGAAUUCAAGUUAGAUGCAUAUGAGAAUGCCAAAUUAUACAAAGAGAAAACUAAGAUGUGGCAUGACAAAAAGAUAUUGAAUAGGGAAUUUGAACUUGGACAAUUGGUGUUAAUUUUCAAUUCUACGUUAAAACUUUUUCCUGGUAAAUUGAAGUCUAGAUGGUCAGGUCCAUUUGAGGUUAUUAAUGUUUCUCCUUAUGGAGCAAUGGAAAUUCGAGAUUUAGGUACUAAUAUGACUUUCAAGGUUAAUGGACAAUGGUUGAAGCAUUAUUUUGGUGGACCUAUUGAUUGUCAAGUGUCCACAAUCACACAUUCCACUCCCCAGUAA